AUGUCCCCAGAUCUGUUGUCUCAGUUGUAAAGUACUUAUGACACUGUUUGCAUAAAAAUACAUCGAAAAGUGCCGUGAAAUUAGAGAAAACAUUAAACUAAACCACCGGGAAACACCUACUGCGACAGUGAAAAUUACAGUAAAGAAUCGAGCGUAAUUCUCGCUUAUGGGCGGACAGUAGAUACUUCGAAUUCAAUUUCGGAAGCUCCAGAACUGGAAACACGUAAAUUUACAAGGUGUAGCAGACUCCCAUCUUGUUUUUUUUCUCUCCUAUUACCCAACACGAGAGAUCAUGUCAUGGAUUCGAGAACCAUGGAUGGCAUGAGGGAUCGGGCUAGAAGACCCGUCAGAACGAAACGCUACAGCAGGAGGGCUUUUGGCGAAGAACGACGGCCGCCAAAGAGACUCUUCACUCCUGAAAUCAAGAGAUUCCUGAAAGACUGGCUUAUAAGGCGCAGAGACAAUCCGUAUCCGAAUCGGGAUGAAAAGAAAACAUUGGCGAUCCAAACCGGAUUAACUUACAUUCAAGUAUGCAAUUGGUUUGCGAAUUGGAGGAGAAAACUGAAAAACGCCGGCAAAGAACCGCAACGCAAAACUUGGGGUCAUCUGAUAAAAACCUACAACAAUCAGGUGCAGGGAAACGUCGAGCAUUUCAGCAUAUGCUCAGAUGACAGUAUAUGGCACGAAAUGGAAAACAAUUCCUCAGAUUUUGAACAGAAAACGUAUGAGUACGAUCGAAAAGCUUACGAUUUCAGCUACAAACCGAAAGAGGAGUACGUGGUGCAAAGGAACCACGGUUCGGAUAUACAAACGUUCUACAUAAGUUCAACGACGGAACCGGAACCUGAAAAUCCGUUCGCACAGCAUAAAUACAAGAAUCAUAUUAUGGAAAAGUAUUUGAAGGAUUGCCAGAAGCCGGACAAUGUCUCGAGUAAAGUUAAUGGUGAAACAGAGAAACCGUCGAUGAUUUCGAGAUGGCUUGAGAGUGCAGUAAAUUUUAAACCGAGCCAAAACAAUUAUCUGGAUUGGACUUACGAGAAGAUCGAGAAAAAGAGGCCCAAGAAAACAGCAAACAACAAUAAUACAAUCAUUAUUAACAACAAUGAUCAGCAGCAGCACGGGAAGGAAGAGUUGGAUGCUGCCGAAGCUUUGACUACUUUAGCGAACGCGCACAAGUUCUGAUCGAUUGGGGAUUUUCAUAGAAAAAGAACAUUUGUGCAUUUCUUUGUUUCAAUAGAGUGGUUAU
Molecule: messenger RNA, 1246 nt
Organism: Nicrophorus vespilloides
Lineage: Eukaryota; Metazoa; Arthropoda; Insecta; Coleoptera; Silphidae
Product: homeobox protein Mohawk
Exons: 5
Coding region: 298-1182 (294 amino acids)
Biological process (GO): regulation of transcription by RNA polymerase II; muscle organ development; cell development
Cellular component (GO): nucleus
Molecular function (GO): DNA-binding transcription factor activity, RNA polymerase II-specific; RNA polymerase II cis-regulatory region sequence-specific DNA binding
Source: RefSeq, a predicted model, not a curated record